Messenger RNA from Fimicolochytrium jonesii, 873 nucleotides. Its product is annotated as uridine-cytidine kinase B. Lineage: Eukaryota; Fungi; Chytridiomycota; Chytridiomycetes; Spizellomycetales; Powellomycetaceae. The record is from RefSeq and is a predicted model, not a curated record. Gene Ontology annotation, cellular component: cytoplasm. Gene Ontology annotation, molecular function: ATP binding; kinase activity. The coding region runs from base 1 to 873 and encodes 290 amino acids. The transcript has 7 exons.
AUGUCAGCCAUUCUGGACCCGCUCGGAAGGAUCGGAACCCUCGAAACAUCCUCGUCAUGUUCCUCCCUCAACGAGUUCGAACAGCCGCUAGCUCCUCUGAAAGACUCUGCCCGGGCCCGGACCCCGUUCAUCAUCGGUGUGGCGGGCGGAGCGUCCAGCGGGAAGAACCAGGUGUGCCGGAUUAUCAUGGACCGGUUGAGGGAGGUUGAUAGCAGCGUUGGGAUGAAGGUUGUUACUAUCCGGUUGGAAAACUUUUACCGGGAAUUGUCGGCAGAAGAGCAAAAGCUUGCGGAAACCGGGGAGUACAACUUUGAUCACCCGAACGCGAUCGAUUUCAGGUUACUGGAGGACUGCAUGGAGGACAUAUUACACGGACGGGCCGCCGGGAUACCACAGUACGAUUUCCAAAAGAACGUUCGCCUUCCCGAAACGGUCCGGAUAGAAAAACCCGACGUUGUAAUCUUCUCCGGCAUCUUCAUGCUGUACAAGCGCCGAGUGCGCGACGCAUUGAAUCUGAAGGUGUUUGUGGAUGUUGACAGUGAUGUCCGGCUGGCUCGGCAAGUUGUCCGCGACACCGAGGAGAGGUAUAAGAAGAGCUUGGAGAAGAUCUUGCAGUAUUACAUCACGUUUGUGAAACCCGCUUUUGAGGACUUUAUUCUCCCGUCAAAGAAAUUCGCAGACGUCAUCAUUCCGCGCGGCCACCAAAACACCGUAGCAAUCGACCUCCUCACGCAGCACAUCAUCGACAUCCUCAGCGAGCGCGGGUCGGACAGGGUCGAGGCCGUUUCGACAAAAGUUGAUGUGAGGAGCCCGACCCGCGCGAGCUUGAUUGCCAGGAACAGUAAUGAUAUGUAUGGCGAUUUGCCGCAGUAG